CCCCACCAGCCAGUCUCCUUCGUCCAGGACAAAGCAGAUGCUCAUGGGAGCCAGCACCACUCAACAUGAGCAACACACCUGUCCAGGAGCCACCUGCUCAGGAGCUGUCCUCUGGCAGUGGACACACGUUACCCCCUCGACCCCUACAGCCAAUCUCUGAUCCCUCGGCUUCUAAAAGAGUAUGUUUCUACAAGAGCGGUGACUAUAAAUUCAGCGGGCAUCGCAUGGUCAUCAAUGCCCGCACCUUCAAGACAUUUGACGCUCUGCUGGACACUCUGUCCAAGAAAGUGCCUCUCCCGUUUGGAGUGAGGACUGUCACCACACCUCGCGGGACCCACCUGGUCAAGGCUUUAGAUGACUUACACGAUGGGGGAUCGUACGUGUGUUCAGAUCAGAAACGGGUGAAGCCGUUAAACCUGGAUGAAGUGAACCGGCGGCAGGUACCAUGGAAUACCACUAGACCUCAAAGCGUAGGGCGGCGGAGACGACUAGUGUCCCAGUUUGGUCAAUUUGGCAGAAGGAAUGAUGUCAACACCAACAGGCCGGCAAAGGUCACAGACAGGGUGGCAGUUCGGACCCCAAAGAGGCUGGUGGUCAUAAAGAACAGGGAUCCCAAUGUUAAACGCACAAUCGUGGUGCAGAGAAGAACAGCACCAACGUUUGAUGCUUUACUGGAUUACCUCUCCCAGAUCCUGCAGUUCCCAGUGUUGAAACUCUACACUACAGAUGGCAGAAGAGUUGAUGGACUUGCAGGACUUAUCCUGUGCUCUGGCAUUGUUGUGGCAGCGGGCAACGAGCCAUUCAGAUUAGCGAACUACAAUUUUCAAGGAACGGGCCAGAUGGCACAAGUGAUGUACAUGGAGACUGUGGAACAAUCUAUGUUACAGCACAGAACUCAGAACAACAAAUCUUUGUCAAGCGGAAGAGGCUCAAGGAAUUUUUCCUUAUCAUCGGAGAGAUAUAUUGUCAACCAGAUAAACAAGUCCAGAAAUGGGAGCAUGAACGGACACCCACAUCAUCACAAUGGAUCGUUUGAAACUGAAGUCAACCAUCAUCACUCAUCUGUGGAGCCUCGUGGAAGUGGGAGGGUAAAUAACGAGCAUCAGUCUUGCAUUGUACCUCACGACGAUGACAUUGAAAAGUCUUUCCGUAUCAAUCAAGACGGCAGCAUGACAGUGGAGAUGAAAGUUCGUCUGACCAUAAAAGAGGAGGAGAUGCUCCACUGGACCACCACGCUCAGCCGCUCCAGCCUUAGCAAGGGGACACUUUGUGCCUCGAUUUCUGAGUCAGGGAACAGCUCACCUGACUCAAACAAUGCCAUUGCCAAAGACUCCUCUAGCAUCAGUGAAAGUGAAACGAAAGAGGAGAACCAUCCCACUGGAGCUGGAAAGUGUGUUGGCUUUAACAAAGAGCAAGCAUAUGAGGACCGUUCAUCUAUGGCCUUGGGGAAAGCAAAAACUGGUUUCAAACGCACUCCUACGCCAGGUCCACGGCACGUUAUGAAGAAGGCGUCUAUUGAAAGUGUGAAGUUGGUGACAGAGUCAGGAGUUCAGGAGAGCACCCUGGGACAUUAUUCCUACAUGGAGAAGACAACUGAUGGUGAGACAACUGAGGGGUACUGCGUUAUCAGACAGAGUAGCAGCAGCAACAGGCCAAUCCCAAAGCCCCGGAAAACAGCAUCGGCCGGGACGAGCAACAAAGGCUCCCACUCAUCCAUUAGGUCGUCAGGAGUAGCUGAGGUCCUUCAGAUACAGAAUAAUGGAAUGGAGGUUACAGAGACUGUAAUGCAUAUAUAUGAGAGCCAAGGCUGCUAUGACAACUAUUAUGCAAAUGAAGAAUACAGUGCAGAGGGUGCAGCCUUGACUGGUUCCACUCCGGCACCAGAAAGCAAACCGUCCAUUGACUCACAGUGUUGUUCAUCCAGCAAUGACUGUGAUAUAGAUUUUAGCCGGCAGCCACCCACUGCUGACUCACUACAAAGACAGAAAGAGGAAAUGUUGUCAUUGUCAUCGGAGCCGAUAACUCCAACACAUGAUAUUAUUCCGACAAGCUCCCGAACACCCAAAACUUCUGAAAGUGAGACGAAGAAAAAGACGAUUAAACCUGCACGGAGUCAGAAGGGUUCAACGUCAACAAGCAGCUCAGAUAAAAAGCAAAAGGAAAGUAUAGUUACCCCCUCAAAAAAUAGCAAACAUUCAUCUACAGACAAGCUCAGCAGCAAUGCCAGUGUUGGAAAAAAGACUUUAAGUUCAUCAGAAAGUGCUAAUGGUGGUCGAAAGAGUAGAGGAGCAGAAAAGCCUCAAAUUAAGAAAGUGAGUAAGGAUGAAAGGACUGCCAAGUUAGAGCAAGCCUUAUUAGUUAACACUGAAAAUGUGAGAAGAACUCCACCUAAGAGACAAAGCAUGAGUAAACCAGCAGCUAGAGAUAAUGGCCAUAAUGUAAAUACCCCAACUGUGAGACCUCAAAUGAAGAAGAACAUGUCAGACAUUUUACAGCCCAAGAAAUCACAUUUGCAAGGCAAAAAGACAAAUAGCAAGCCCAAAUCCAUGACUGAAAACAGGACACCGUCACCUAAAAAGUCUUUAGAGUUGAAUGAGAGUUUUUCGAUGCCUUCUCUCAAUCCUUCUCCCUCUGACGUCCACCAGUAUGUUGAGAGCUGGUUGGAGAAAGUCUACCCAGACCCAGUGCCAUAUGCUGAGGAGGCCAUCAUGGAUGAACCAGAGCCUCAGACAAAAGUUGUGUUUCAGAUCGGCUGUGAUUCUGAAUCUGAUGAACAGACUGAAUGCCAGACUCAUCUAGAUGAGAGUAACCCAUCACCUGCUGAUGGUGUCAAGAAAUCAACCUCUUGUCUGUCAGUACCUCAUUGUUACGAACCGACAGCUCUGCAGCACAAUGACCAAUAUAUGAGGGGUUUAUGUGUUUCAAUGCCGAGUGUCAGAGUCGAUCCUGUGCACCAGGAGAAUAGGCUUAGGUCACACAAAUCUGCAGAGGCCAUCGGUCCAACUGACAAUGUAUCAUCCUCUUCUGCAUCCAGAGUUUUGGAAUCAAGAGCAAAAAUAAAACCUGUCCUGCGAGAACUUUGUUCAUCGAUUCACUGCAUCAGAAGUGCGACUGAAACCAACACAACAUCCAACCUCGAAAAGUCCAACAGCCUUCCUGAUUUCUCAGCACAAGUGGCGACAGUGUUUGGCUCGUCAUGUAAGGCCUUCAUGUCGUUCUUAUCAGUGAUGACUCUGCGAGAUAACCUAACCGGGUCUCUGUCUGAACUCGGUAGCCCAUCAAGAAGCUCCUCCGAGGCUAUGCUGAUGUUGGAAUCCCUGCAGAAAAUUUCUGCCAUCGAGGAUGAAGACGAGCUGAGGGCAAGUCUGACGGAUCUACAGAGCCGAGCGUCUUCUCAGUUGAGAGAACGCUGGAAGGAUUUCCAGAUUAUGAGAGAGAGGCUUGAAAGUGAACCGCUGUCCCCGAAAGUUUCAGAAACAGAAUUUGCCCUGGAUGUUUUCUCCGAAGGGGGUGAUGCAUUCGAGGACAUUGACGAGCUGAUGGAUGAGCUGAAUAUGCCGCAAGACCUCAGAGCAGAGAUUGCUUCAACGAUCCAUCAAGCUAGAAGUUUUUACCCAGUAGAGGAAAGCACUUUUGUAGAAACUGAAAAAAAUCAGUCAGACUCAGAGGAAGAUUUGGAAAAAUUUGUUGAAGAAUUCAACAAUGAAACAAAACCCUCACCGGAGCCUGAUAUUACCUCUAUGGCUGAGGAUAUCACUACUAAUGAUGCAGAGAUAGAUAACUUAAAGACAAUACAGGCCAAGGUAUCAAAUGAAUCAGAGCAAGAAGCUGAAAAAGAAUUAGAAAAAUCACAAACAGAAAAAGACGAGCCCUUAUCAGACAAAGAAAAUGCACAAAAGGAGCAAGAGAAACAAGUAGAGGAGGAAAGAGAGGAAGUGAAUGACAGAGAAGAUGGGGAAACAAAAGAGACUGAUGAUAGUGGUGGUGGUGAUGAAGAGACUGAAAGGGAAAGGGAUGAGGAGGCGGAAGAGGGGGCAGUGACAGAGGUGGAUGUAAAGAGGCAGGAGAAUUCAGAAAAAGGAAGUGUAGAGGAGGAAUCUGUUCAGGAAGUAAGGGAAGAGAUGGAGGAAGAGAUGACAGUGGAUGAAGAGGAAGAGGGAGAGAAAUUAGAAGUUCAAGAAGCAAGACAGGAUGAUAGUGUUAAAGAGACAGAUCAGAGGAAGGUUGCUGAGGAGACAGAGGAGGAAGAGGAAGGGGAGGAAGAAAAGGGGGUGGAAUUGAGAACUGAGGAGAGACAAGAGGAGGGGGAGGAGGGGGAGGAGGAGGAAGCAGAUGAGAUUAUUGAGGAGAAAGGUGAAGGAGAAGAAGUGGAAAAUAUGACUGAAAAAGCAGAGGAGGAGGAGAAGGAUGAAGAGGCAGAUGCUGAAGAUGUUGAGGAAGCAGAGGACGGUAUUGAGCUUGUUGAGGAGAAUGAGGAAGAGGAAGUCAAGGAAGUUAUUGAGGAGGAAGAUGCAGAGGGCAAGGUUGAAAAUAUUGAAGAGAUGGAGGAGGAGGAAGAAGAGGCAGAUGUGGUCACUGAGAAAGAUGUAGAGGAGGCGGUUAUUGAGGAAAAUAAAGAAGAUGUUGAGGAAAAAGAUGAGGAAGAAGAGGUGGAAAGUGAGGAAAACAAUGACGAGGAGGAAGAGAGAGAAGAAGAGGUGGUGGAAGAUGGUGAAGAUUUUGAGGUACUAAAUAUUGAAGAAAGUGGGGAUGAGGAAGAGGAGGGAGAAGACAUUGAAAAGAAUGUAGAAGAGGAAGAAAAGUGUCGUGAGGGUGAAGAGAGCGAGAAAAGUCUUGAUGAAGAAUCAGUAGAGGAGGAAGAAGCUGUGGAGGAGAAUGGAGAAAAUAUGAAAUCAGAGCAAAUGCUAGAUAAAGCGGUGGGGGAAGAUGAUGAAGAAAAUGACAGUAAUGAGGGGUUAGACGAGCAGGAAUCAAACAAUGAGGCAGAGGAAGUAAAUGCUACUGAAGAUGCAGAUAGUACUGCUGGUAGUACAGAUUGUAAAAACCCACUAGAGGAGGCCUCGUAUUUGCAGCAGCAGAGUAGCGAAGACCCAGAUACAAAGGUAGCAGAACAUGACACUGACUCAUCAACCAAAUCUCCCUCUGAGGAUCAGUAUGAUUAUCAGGAGGGAGGAAGCAGAAACCUUCCACAUCCAGUGGAAAUAUCACAGGAAUUACUUGACUUUGUUAACUCUGCCCUGCAGUCCUCUUCACUUAAAUUCUCAUACGACACUCAGGGGAACAUCAGGAUAGAGCCAGAUAACGCUGUAGUUUCACAGACUAAACAAAUUGUCAUCCCAAAAAGAAGAAAGGAUAAUUCAUAUGGCUUAAAGCGUCUCCCGAGCCCAAGCACUUCUGAUUUGUCUGACUACAGGCCAGAAACUUCAGAGAGUGGUGGAUAUAAAACUCAAGAGUCUGUAGAUAUUGUCUCAGAGAGCGGUGAAGAGUCUUCUCCACUCUGCAGACAGAAGACUGAUAUCCCUUUAAGGAGGACAAAUGUGAAGCAAGAUAACUCCAAUCUGUCAACUGCAAUUAAAACAGAAGUUGUGCAAAAGUUAAAAAGUGGCGGGAGUUUCUCCUCUUCUAACUCAGGCACUAAAGCCUCAAAGGAGGAUCUGUCUUAUUUCAGUGCUGCAAGCUCACAAAAGGCAGACACUGAACCUGCUACGGAGGCCACGCAGUGUAUUUCUUUCUCUCAAGAAAAAGACUUAACUGAUGGGGUUUUGAUCGACCGAGGUCGAUGGCUCCUCAAGGAGAACCACCUCAUCAGAAAAUCCCCUCCAGUCUCCCUGGGAAUGUACAGUCAGCUGGACAGCACAUCUUUAGACACAGGUCAGGAGAACACCAGCGAGGAUUCCCCAUCUCAUUGCAAAACUCAGCACAACCCCCUCGCAGCUAUAUCCUCGUCAGAGCUUGAGGAGAUGGCAAAGCCUCAAACUCCGAAGUGCACCUACUACAACAUGCCACACGGAAGUGAUUCGGACCCCUUUUUGGAUGACUCCAGUGUCAAAAGUGCAAAAGAUGCAAGCAGUGUCAAAGGGAGAGGCUUCAGGGUGUCACCUACGAUUGAUACAUCUAAAACUUGGGCGAGUAGAAAUGGAAGUCUGUCUUCAUUUGCAUCAGUUGAGUUUAAACUACCGGACAGAAAAGUGCAUCCUGAGGGGGAGUCCUCAGCUGUGACAAGGCCAAGAAGGACAUCUAGUGGAGGAGGGAGUGUACUGCAAGCACAAGACUCCCUGGACACACUGCGUGUAAGAUGUGGCCAAUACUGCCCCAUACUAUAA
Plectropomus leopardus (leopard coralgrouper) is the source of this 6323-nucleotide messenger RNA. NCBI's taxonomy places the organism in Eukaryota, Metazoa, Chordata, Actinopteri, Perciformes, Serranidae. The record is from RefSeq and is a predicted model, not a curated record.